AUGCUCCUACAAGUUCUUUAUGACAACCUCAAGCAGAAAAGCAAAGUGAACCCAUCCAAGAGGGUCAACAAGAUCGACAUAUCCGACAAGGGCGUCACUGUCUAUACCACUGACGGCUCAAUCUAUGAGGGCGACAUAGUUGUCGGUGCAGACGGCAUACAUAGCACUGUCAGAAGCGAGAUGUGGCGUAUUGGUAUCAAAGAAACUCCUGGGUAUUUCCCGCACAACGAGCAGUCAAGAGUGCCCGUUGAUACGAGAUGCAUUUUCGGCAUAUCCAAACGACCUGCAAACCUGCCUGCAGGCCGUCAAAUCACUGCUUACAAUGACGGCUGGAGUUAUCUCAUCGUCGACGCGCCGGGCAAUCGCACGUACUGGUUUCUCUUCGAAGGUGUCGGCGAGACCAAGCGCGGCAAAGACAUCCCCAGAUAUUCGAAGCAGGACACAGAGAAACUGACUCUGGCACAUAUGUCGGAUCGAUUGUACGACGAGGUGACGUUCGGCGACAUUUACAAGAACAAAAUCAUGGCCACAUUAGUGCCUCUAGAGGAGUAUGUAUUCGAGAAAUGGCACUACAAGCGCGUCGUAUGCAUCGGAGACGCGAGUCACAAGAUCGACCCGGUUUCCGGCCAGGGAGGCAACGGCGCCAUAGAAGCGGCCGCGCUCCUUGGAAACGCCAUUGCCGAAUUGCUCGAGAAGUAUCCGGACGUUGAACAGCUUUCCACUGAUCUGGUGGAGGGUGCCGUCGCCCGAGUUCACGCAAUCCGUUACCACCGAGCGAAGAAGCUGGUCUCCGAAGGCCACAACCUCCAGCAGAUCUUGACGGGCAGAUCGCCCUUCUCCAAAAUCGUAACGCAGUACCUGGUUCCUAUUCUGAAAGAGGACGGGUUCCUCAAUGUUGCGCUCCCAAUCUUCAAAGCCGGCCCUCGAGUCGAGAACCUUGCAAUGCCUAAGCGAGGUCGGCUUGUUCCUUUUGACGAUGAACUCCCCGCAAAGCCCAUAACAGAGAGGGCCGUGUUGAGAUUGGCAACAAUCCUCUCUGUAGGGUCUUUUGCGGCACUGCUUUACCACUCUGGUGGACUGGCCUACUUCUCCACGUUCAGGAGUGUUAUGCAGACGCAGACUAAGCUGUUCUUGGCUUCUGUUGCCGCCGGUUCGUCUGCAAGACUCUCGCCUUACGACGCCUCGAGACGAAGCCCGUUCCAUAGCCCCCACCUCGGUGUUGAUGGUCUGUUCUCCACUCUCACUCUAGGGCUCGUUGAAGGGCACCGCGUGGGCAAUAGGCUUUCUGUUCUCCUCUGGCCGACGGUAGGUGGUCUCGCGUCCACAACUUUUGGUCCGGACGCCGUGACUCCUCUGUUGGGCUUAGGCAUGGUUCUUCAAGGGUCCAGUACUCUUUACGGAAGACAUGUUCCCCCAAGAUAUGCUAAGUCAAUCCUGCCCUCGGUUGUCACAGGCUUGCUGGUGCCUGCCGUCAUUGCAGCUUUGCCGGUUCAAAACGUUCAUAUCCGCCAAGCAGCUGAAGCACUUGUAGCGUUUUCGCCUGUUGUGUGUUCGCUUCUCACAGAAUGCUUGUCUGCAGUUUUUCAAAAGCUUGCAGGAAAGGAAAAGCCUGCAAAUGCCACGAAGGAGCCGUCGUACAAUGAAAGAGAGGAUUUCGUAGCGAUGUACCAGCAGCAGGAUGUACCUGCGCUGAAGUUUACGUACGCUUGUGCCGCAGGAUUAUGCGGUGCGGUCCGCGUUGCUGGCAUGGCUUAUUCAAGAUUGGACGCUGCGGGUCCUGUGGAAAAUUCUGCGGGAUCUUUGGCCAGACAUUUUGAUCUCUUCGGCUUAGCCUCUGUAGCCCUUUCUUGGUACAACAUCUGGACGAUGAGAUCCGAGGGGUUCAUCACAACGAAGAAGGCAGUGCUUGCUGCGUUGGUGUCGGCCACUGGUUCUGUUUGCUUGGGACCAGGGGCGGGACUGGCCGCCACCUCCUACUGGCGCGAGACAGUUAUGGCGAGCCUGAGCGAUGGAGAUCUUUGA
Messenger RNA from Colletotrichum aenigma, 2022 nucleotides. It is a transcript of the gene andE-1, whose product is annotated as FAD-dependent monooxygenase andE. Lineage: Eukaryota; Fungi; Ascomycota; Sordariomycetes; Glomerellales; Glomerellaceae. Gene Ontology annotation, molecular function: FAD binding. The transcript is spliced from 4 exons. The record is from RefSeq and is a predicted model, not a curated record. The coding region runs from base 1 to 2022 and encodes 673 amino acids.